CCACAUCUACAUUUAAAGGUCGAUGAUUUUAUUUUAUUUUUAAAAAGCGCAUGUGAACGUACACGACCUGAGUUUCCUGUCAAAUCUGCAGAAAUGUAAACAGAGAUAUUCCUAUUAUUUAUAAUUCACAUUUUUAAGAUCACAAUAAUCUGAGAUUUAAACUGAAUUAAACACAGUGGAGGAAGGAUCAUGUGUUUUUUCCCACAAUGCAAUUGCCUCAAUCUCUUUCACUUUCACUCUUGGAUUAUUUGAUCGUGAAUUUCGAGCAGGAAACGAAGGUGAGAGGAUUCUCUACCUUCAGUGUCACCAUGUCACUGGCUCCUCUCCUGCUGCUGCUGCUCCUUCCUGUCCCUUCCUCAUCCGGAGCGCAGCUGCCCAAUCAGGGCCAAGCCAAAGACCCCCCCAUCGCCACCAACGGCCAGCCGUUCCCGUGGGACCGCAUGAGACUUCCCAAAACCAUCUUCCCGCUCCACUAUGACCUCACCAUCCACCCCAACCUCACCACCCUGGACUUCACCGGCCUGGUUCGCAUCGAGCUGGACGUGCUAGAGGACACCAGCAUGAUCGUCCUCCACGCCAAGCAGAUGCAGAUAUCUCACGUGAGGCUCCUGGCGCCUGAAGGCGUGAGGCCUCUGCGGGUGCUGGAGUAUCCACACUUCCAUCAGCUCGCCCUGCAGUCGGAAUCCGUGCUGACUAAAGGACGGAGGUACCAGGUGCAGCUGGAGUUUGCUGCCAACUUGUCUGACAGCUUCCACGGCUUCUACAAGAGCAGCUACCGCACCAGCAGCGGGGAAGUCCGGGUUAUGGCGUCCACACAGUUUGAAGCAACGUUUGCUCGUGGAGCUUUCCCCUGUUUUGAUGAACCUGCCUUCAAAGCCAACUUCACCAUACGGAUCAUCCGAGAGCCGCGGCACAUAACCAUCUCCAACAUGCCUCAGGUUAAAACAGUGGAGUUGCCAGGCGGUUUGCUAGAGGAUCACUUCGACACCUCAGUCAGGAUGAGCACGUACCUGCUGGCCUACAUCGUGUCUGACUUCCUGUCUGUGAGCCGGACCACCCAGCACGGCGUCAAGAUUUCAGUCUACGCUGUGGCUGAGAAGAUUGAUCAGACGGCCUUCGCUCUGGAAGCUGCUGUCAAGCUGCUGGACUUCUACGAUGACUACUUUGAUAUUCCUUACCCGCUUCCCAAACAGGACCUGGCUGCUAUCCCUGACUUCCAGUCAGGUGCGAUGGAGAACUGGGGGCUGACCACCUACAGAGAGGCGGGCCUCCUCUUCGAUGCCCACAGGUCUUCAGCUUCAGACAAACUGGCCAUCGCCAAGGUCAUCGCCCAUGAGCUUGCACACCAGUGGUUCGGGAACCUGGUGACGAUGGAGUGGUGGAACGACCUGUGGCUCAACGAAGGUUUCGCCAAAUUCAUGGAGUUUAUCUCUCUCGACGUCACGUAUCCAGAGCUGCAAGUGGAUGACUUUUUCUUGGGGAAAUGUUUUGAGGCCAUGGAGGUGGACUCCCUCAGCUCCUCCCACCCAGUCUCCACCCCCGUGGAGAACCCCAUGCAGAUCCAGGAGAUGUUUGACGACGUGUCAUAUGACAAGGGAGCGUGUAUUCUGAAUAUGCUGCGGGACUUCCUGACUCCAGAGGCCUUUGAGAUCGGCAUCAUCAAAUACCUGAAGCGCUUCAGCUACCAAAACACUGUCAACAGCCACCUGUGGGAGAGCCUCACUGAUAUCUGCAGCUCGGAUGAUUUGGACGAAGGCCGAAUGAAACACAAAGAAUUCUGCUCCAAACGCAAAGUCCAGUCUGGAGCCUCCAAGUGGUACUCCGGUGAUGAGCUGGACGUCAAGGCCAUCAUGGACACCUGGACAUUGCAGGAGGGCUUCCCGCUGGUCACUGUGGAGGUCAGAGGUCGCGAGGUCAGGCUCAGUCAGGAGCGUUACCUGAAGACAGACGACCCCUCCCUCACUGAAGGAUUCCUGUGGCAGAUUCCACUCACCUAUGUGACCAGCGCCUCCAACACCGUCCACCGCUUCCUGCUGAAAACCAAGACUGACGUCCUGUACCUGCCGCAGGAGGUGGACUGGGUGAAGUUCAACGUGGACAUGUGUGGCUACUACAUGGUGCACUAUGCAGGCGAGGGGUGGAACUCCAUCAUCAGAGUGCUGCAGCACAACCACACGGCGCUGACCAGCAACGACCGAGCCAGCCUCAUCCAAAACGUCUUCCAGCUGGUCAGUGUGGGGAAGGUGAGGCUGGACACGGCUCUGGAACUCUCUCUCUACCUGUCCAGAGAGACUGAGAUCAUGGCUGUGACUCAGGGCUUCGGAGAACUGGUACCUCUCUACAAACUGAUGGAGAAGAGAGACAUGCCGGCUCUGGAGAACCAGAUGAAGAGCUACAUUGUGGAUCUGUUCCGGGGCCUGAUUGAUCGUCAGGUGUGGACCGACUCUGGAUCGGUGUCGGAGCGAGUGCUCAAGAGUUACCUGCUGCUGUUCGCCUGUUUCAGGAACUACCCCCCCUGCUUGACCAAAGCCACGCAGCUCUUCAACGAGUGGAAGGAAUCCGACGGCAAUAUGAGUCUCCCGGUCGACGUCACCAUGGCAGUGUUUGUGAUUGGAGCUCGCACACCAGAGGGGUGGGACUUCUUGUUCGAGAAAUACCGCCAUACCAUGCAAAUGUCUGUCAAGAGCCGCAUGAAAAUGGCGAUGGCUGUCACUCCGCUGCAGGACAAGCUCCAGUGGAUGAUGGAGCAGAGCCUCCUCGGGGAAGUGAUGAAGACUCAGGACCUCCCGGACGUGGUGGUCUCCGUCAGCAGGAACCUCCGCGGCUACAAACUGGCCUGGGACUUCUUCCGAGCCAACUGGCACACCUUCAUCAAGAAGUUUGACCUCGGCUCCAACUCAGUCUCAUACAUGGUGAAGGGUGUGACCAGCCAGUAUUCUACCAGGGAGAUGCUACAUGAGGUCCGAAGCUUCUUUGGCUCCCUGACCGAGGAGUCGGGCUCCGAGAUGAGAUGCAUCCAGCAGAGCUACGAGAGCAUCGAGGACAACAUCCGCUGGAUGGACACCAACCUUCCUCUGCUGAAGGCCUGGCUCGACCGGCGCAGCCCCAGAAUGUCUCACGAGGAUUUAUAGCUCCAGGAGAACCAAAAAGUCUGAUGUCACUGACUUUAAUGAUGGUAGAUUGAAAAACGUAACAAAAGAAAUUUCAUGCUUUGGAAUAUGUGAUCUAUUUUAUUUGACACUCCAAACCAAAUUGACCCAGACUUUUUGUACACCUCUGUAAAACUAUAGCCUAAAUAAAUACUGUGAAAAAGUAAUAUAUUUCCUCAGUAGCCUUAAACAGAUUUUAAACAUCAAUAUAGCAGCAAAAAAGUAUGUUCCGUAAAAGAUAUCAUCCUCAUCAUAUUUAUAGAGCAGGAAGAGAAAGUCCAAUUCGAAGCACUCAGGUAGAACGACUCCUGGUGACGUUUCCCCUCUGGUUUCUGUGACUCAAAAAAGUCCUCAAACAAAUCAAGACAUGAAACCAGAGUAGAGAAUUGACUUUUCAGAGAUGAGAUAGUGAGAUGAGCUGUGUCAAGGCUGGUUCAAGUAACAGAGGGAGGGGGUGUCAGCAUUUGUGUUUCGUUAAAGAAGUUAAAGAAGCCCCAUACAUGACAGGUCUGAGGAAGAAACAUCCUUUUUUGAGAAACUAUCUUGGUUUCAUUGUUGUUUUCUUUGCUGUGUGUUCGCAUUGAUUUUAUUAAAACUUGUUAGAAAGGUGAGGAGUGGGCCAACGAAGAACUCUGUAACUUUUGUUGCAGAUCCAGGAUUUCUUAUCCACUUUCUUUAACAUUGUGAUUUAGGGUUAUGACCUUGGUAGAGGGACUUUGCGCCUCAAGUGCCCUUUGAGUUGGAGAAAUAAAUUGGAGUUCUCAAUUUAUUUCUCUGCAACGGAUGUAACACCUGAAGUUUUCUUUUCAGAGCUGGCUGCGUGUAUCUGUGUCUGUCUGUGUUUGUGCAGGUGUGUGUGUGUGUUUGUGUGUGUGUGUUUUGUGGAUUAAAUGUGAGGUGUGUGAGCUUAUAACUUUUAAUUCAAAGAUAAUUGCACCGCAGAUGGUUGGAAGUCUCAGUUUUUGUGUUGUUGAUGUUCAUUAACAUGGCAGACGACAACAGAGACAUUGUACAGCUUUGUGCAGUUGGUGAAUGAUGCACAAACGAAAUGCACUGCGCUGCAUCUGAUAUUUGAUUUUUCUCAAAUAUCUUGGUACAAAUCUUUCCUUCAUGUAAAAACCCAAACAAAACCAAAAAUAAUACUGGACAUUUGCUCUAGAGAAAGAAGCCAAAAAAGAGGCCUGCUGACCUCCAGCUGACCUCCAGCAUUCAAAAUGUGGGAAUAUCAACAACAUCAAAGCCAGAAUGAAGCUCGAGAGAAAAAAUAAUUUAUCCUAUUGCACUUUUUAGGUGGUUCUAGUGCCUUUGAAUAACCUUUUUUUUCUAAAUGUCUAACACUUAAACUUACUGCUGUAAGAAGACAAAUUUCAAAACAUGUUCAACUUUAUUUAAAUCCGCCUGUUGUGACAAACGAAAAUGCACUAUUGGGAAAGUGUUGUUACAUAAAAAACCUUCAUUUUGUUUGAUUUAGCACGAAUAUGAUUUUUUUCGCACCUCUGUGAAAUGGCUGAGGAUUCAGAGCAAUUCUGUUGGUUGAAUUUGGACCAAUAAAGAUUUAAAUUCGC
This is a messenger RNA of Limanda limanda (common dab), 4714 nucleotides long. It is a transcript of the gene erap1b, whose product is annotated as endoplasmic reticulum aminopeptidase 1b. Gene Ontology annotation, biological process: peptide catabolic process; proteolysis. Lineage: Eukaryota; Metazoa; Chordata; Actinopteri; Pleuronectiformes; Pleuronectidae. The record is from RefSeq and is a predicted model, not a curated record. Gene Ontology annotation, cellular component: cytoplasm. Gene Ontology annotation, molecular function: peptide binding; metalloaminopeptidase activity; zinc ion binding. The transcript has 19 exons. The coding region runs from base 207 to 3131 and encodes 974 amino acids.